Messenger RNA from Gamsiella multidivaricata, 879 nucleotides. RefSeq lists its product as uncharacterized. Gene Ontology annotation, biological process: proteasome assembly. Lineage: Eukaryota; Fungi; Mortierellomycota; Mortierellomycetes; Mortierellales; Mortierellaceae. The transcript has 3 exons. The record is from RefSeq and is a predicted model, not a curated record. The coding region runs from base 191 to 718 and encodes 175 amino acids.
UUUGUUUUUGUUUCCUUUUCUUCCGCGUCCUAUUCCCCCGUCUUUGAACAGAACUUGUACAUAAAAUCAACGUUAACCGUAGAGACAAACUGAUAAUUGGCUAAACCCAGUCCUCUUUAAUUGUGCGCAGAAGCAUUAGCAACAGGAGCAGUAACAUACACCGCACCAAUAACAACCAGCAACAUUGACCAUGUCUACGGUGCCUGCAUUCACACCCGCAGAGGCAAGCGCACCACGGUUCAAGGUGCAUCAGCAGAGCUUCAAGUUCAUGGAUCAGCAACCAGUCUACAUUCAGAUCACGGCCAUGGACAAUUCUGCCUGGGUGUGGAUCUCAGCAGCAGCAAGUCCAGUGAUGCAACAACAGUCCUUGCAGCCUCAACAGCAGCAACAAGGUGGCGGUGGAGGAGGAGGAGGGUCGUUUGGAGAACUCGCCAUGGCCAUGCCCUCAUCCCGACCUGGACAACCUGCGGUAUCGAGUACAUUGCUAGGAAGCCCACUGGAUGAGACCGCUGCCAGCAUGGCUCGACGUCUUGCGACGAGGUUUAAACGACAAUUCUUGGUGAAUGCGGAUAUCCCACCAGGGAUCGAUAACGCGAUGCUAUUGGCGUUUUCGGAGCGCAAGACUGUGGAGAUGUUACAGGGGAUCUUUGAUGCAACGCCAGGACCAGUGGCAGCAGCAGUAGUGGAUUCGGCCAGGGUUACGAAUGGGGUUCAUUGAACGGUUUGCUAGACCCUGCCUGUUCAUGCAUAUACACAUGCACACACACGGAGCACAGCAUAGGUACAGCACAGUACAGCACAGCACAGUUACUCAAUAACGCGCGAGCUUAGUUUUGAUGAAGCUCUUCUUCCAUAUAUAUAUAUAUAUAUAUAUAAAAG